This is a messenger RNA of Lodderomyces margitis, 618 nucleotides long. Its product is annotated as enoyl-CoA hydratase. Gene Ontology annotation, cellular component: endoplasmic reticulum membrane. NCBI's taxonomy places the organism in Eukaryota, Fungi, Ascomycota, Pichiomycetes, Serinales, Debaryomycetaceae. Gene Ontology annotation, molecular function: 3-hydroxyacyl-CoA dehydratase activity. Bases 1 to 618 code for a protein of 205 amino acids. Gene Ontology annotation, biological process: very long-chain fatty acid biosynthetic process; fatty acid elongation; sphingolipid biosynthetic process. The transcript has a single exon. The record is from RefSeq and is a predicted model, not a curated record.
AUGGCACAACCAGAACCUAAUAGAUACUUAGUUGCAUACAACUCCAUCUCAGCAUCGUUAUGGUCUGUUGUAUUUUUCAACACCAUAUUUCUUUCCCUCACUUUGGGUCAACCAUUUGUAUUUGUCAAGACUAACCUCAUCACCACCGUCAUUCAAUCGUUGGCUGUUGUUGAAAUUGUCAAUGCUGCAAUUGGAUUGGUCAAGUCACCUUUGUUUACCACUGUCACGCAAGUGUUUUCUAGGUUAUUGAUCGUUUGGGGUAUUCACCAGUAUUUACCCGACUCACCAGCAAAUUUCCACUGGACUUACAUUACAUUGUGUUUGAGUUGGUCAAUUACUGAAAUUAUCAGGUACUCAUACUACGCCCAGCAUUUGAGAAAUGAUGUUCCUCAUUGGUUGACCUGGUUGCGUUACACCACUUUCUACGUCUUGUACCCAACAGGAGUGUUUAGUGAAGUGUAUCAGAUUAUUUUGUCACUUGGCGACGCCGGUUUUUACUACGGCUGGUUCUUGAAGGCUAUUUUGGUUACUUAUAUUCCCGGAUUCUACAUGCUCUACACUUAUAUGAUCAAGCAAAGGAAAAAAGUGCUUGGUCCAAAAAAGGUGAAAAGUAACUAG